CACCCUCUUAAAACCGUCUUACCGGCGACGCGUCGCGACGACGUCGACCAUCAACCACGGGACAGUGCCUCCCACGUUGCCAACAGUAUCAUUUUUCCUUUUAUAAACCAUUUUUUCUUCUUAAAAUAACGAAAUAAAAAGCCUUACUGUUUUUCCCAAAAUUUACCCCCACUCUCUCUCUCUCUCAAAAAAAAAAAAAAAAACAAAAAAAAACGCCAGUGAAAAACGGCCAAUCACAAGUGAGUCAUAAAAAUUGUACACGCGUCAUAUAAGUGAUCGGUUUGGAAAAAAUUUUCAUAAAAUCGAUCAUCCAAGGUCGGUUUUCCACCAGGAAAUGGAGUGUAUGAUACGGAAAAGUACGUAAAAAAAAGAAGAAGAGAAAGGUCGCUUUAGCGAGGAUAGGGGAGGUCUUUGAAGGUGCCGGAAUACCAUCCCCCCGUGAAGAGGAACAAAAAAAAAAAAAAAGGAAAAAAAUCAUCUUCUGGGAGGUGAAGGCCAAGUCUGACGGCCAAUCACUCGUCAGCAUCAACGAAGACGGUCCUUAAGUGACUGGUUGUAUUAAACUCAUUGUUCCACUGCCCCCCAUACAACACGGCCUCAUGAUUGGAUCGUUUUGGAAUCUGUGCCGUGCGUGCCCUUCAAUGCCAAUAGAUAAGCAGCUCCAUUCGGAAUAUAGGAGCACUUACACAUGGCACGAAUACAAAGGACCGCACCAGGAAGCCGUCGUGCGGCGACCACCACAAGCGCCUUCGACAAAACAAGCGAACGCGAAACUUCAAACCGCCAAGUCAACUGAGGAUGAAAACAGCGAAGGACCUACCCUAGAACCGCCAUUACCAAGAAGAAAAAAAUGUCCGGAACUUGCUUACAAAACACACGAAUUCAUUACUGCUGCUGACGGAGGUGGAAUCGAUGGCGUCGAUUCAAACGUCGUAGCUGAUAAAGUUAGGGAAGUUACGGCGACGUCGACGAUUCCAUCUAGUCAAUUAAGUAAGGCAAUAUCGAGAAUCAGCACUGAAUAUCGUUUGCAAUUUGCUUGGCCAAGAAGACAACAAUUGACCAAUGGGGAUGUGGCACUACCUGUUGCAGCUGCUGGCAGCACUGGACCUCCACGAAAAUCACUCAGUAUGGGGGCUCUGAAACAGGGUAUUCAACCUGGACCAGUUCCUGUUCACAGGAAACGUCCCGGCGACAUCGAUCAUAAGCGAGAGGGAGCACAAGCUUCAGAAUUGGAGCCCCUUGUGACUGGUAACACAAUGGACACCAUUGAUGGAGUUGUUUUAGAAUGUGAUGAACACGAGGAGAAUAUACCGGAUUUGAAAAUUACCUAUAGAGGUAAAAAACCUGGUAGAACUGUUAAAAUAGUAGACAAUGUUGAUGUGGAAAUGAAAAAAUCACAGGAAAAAACUUUAGCAAAAACAAAUGUAAUGGCACUUCGACAACUCGCCGAUGAAUAUAAGCAUCGAGACUGGGGAUGUGGGCUAACAAGAGAAGACGAAGCAUCAUUAUGGAAAAAAGUCUCUAGUAAUCACGCUCUUAACGCACUUUCACUUGCCAGUAGGUCGGUAACAAAAGAGGAGAAAGAAAAAGAAAAUACGAGAAAAGUUGCUCCAACAGUGACAAUGCCACCUGCUGGAAGGCCAUCUUCUGUACAAACAAAACCUAUUCACGAAAUUCUCUCCGAUGACCUCAAAGCGGACAAUGAUAAAGCUAUUGCUCGAGCAAGAAGGGACUUCUUGAUUCGUCAUCACCUUGAUCGCACUACAGGAAUCGGUGAUGGAGCGUUACUUCCCUCUCCAACGAGAGAGAAAUUGGAACCUGUGAUACCUCGCCGACGCGAUGAUACAAAAGAACAUCGAGAUGAAAUUCAACCAAGAAUGAAAUCCAGUCCGAAGAAUAGUCCUCGAACUGGACGUUCGCAAAGUCUUGGACCAAGUGUUGCUGAUCGAAAAUCUCCUAAACGACAACCAUCACGAACUCCCUCGUCAGCAAAAGACGUUAAGGAGAAAGAAAAAGAAUCAAAGGACAAGGAUAAAGAUUCGAGGGAGAGGAGCGGAGAGCGAGAAAGGCAUCCCCGUCCGACUACGGGUAGCCGAGUUCGUUGGAAUAUAAGAGUUUCUCCUGCAGCUUUAUCAACGAGCGGAAAUCAACCAAUACCACAAAUAUCACCACCACCAACAUCUUCGGGCCCAAGGCCGACUCCAAUCCACAGGAGGUCCCCGAAAUAUCAUCGUAAACCCUUCCUCGCAACCAAUGCUCCUCCCCAUCGCCCUCUUCAUCACGCAAAACCCAUAACCACCAACAUCACAAGUACCACUAUCAAUACGAACGCCACAGUUAAACCCUCGGUUAAGCAUUCGAUUCACUCGAUCGCCUAUCACCCGCCUACUGCUACUACCACAACCACCACUGCUGCCGCUGCGGCCAGGCUGGAGCGUGUCAAGCAUGCCCAGGCCAAAACGGCUGCUGCAGGCGCCACAGGCCAUCCACCUGCGACUGCAGCUGCAGUCGACCCAUCCAAAUCAUCCUUCGAAAGUCGAUACGCGCAUCGAUCCACUUCUGCCGUACAAGCUAUGACAGCGGAACCCCAAUUAAACGGGAACGCAACAGGAGGAUCGAGCGUCGCUUCAACUCCGCCAUCGCAAGUACCAGCUCACGUUGCACCAGCGUCGAUCGAAAGUCCAUGGUUCGACGACGAACCAGUGAUAAAGAGUCCACCGGAGCCAACGCGCGUCAAAUCACCAGAACAAAUGAUAAUGCGAUCACCGGAACCAGUAAAUUGGACCGUACCAUUGGACACAGGGAAAACAUUCACUGUCACUCAAAACGUGAGGGAAGGGGAUCCGCUAACAAGACCGCAUAGUGAGGCAAAAUCAUGGGGUCCAUCAUCACUGCCUUCAGCUCCACAAUCAGCACCACCGGAAUUAGCACAUUUGCACAAAUCUCAACAUUCGCAACAAUCCGGUUAUAAAUCACCAGAAAGUGAAAGCGUGUCUUUAGGAAGUUUUACAGGAACAAAUGGUCAUAAAGAUCCCGAUUCAGAUAGAGGUAGUCCAUUAUUAGCAAACGUACAACGUACUCCAACUCCAACAAAAAGUACCAAGAAUUUACUCGACGAUGCUGAUGAUAAACAACAAACGGCUGAAUCAUCAAUAAAACCCGUGGCUGGUACAAAUCUACGAUGUCUUGAUGAUCCAGUUUUUGAAUUUGAGAGAAAAAAUGAAAGUAAUGUUCCAACAACAACAACAAUGACUGCCACUGCUCCUGGACAACAUGGUUAUCAUGUUUUAGAAGCGACAUCACCACAAUUAAGUGGAACGGGAUAUCACGUAUUGGAAGCGCCAAUAAGUCCAGGUUCAUCGCAACGUUCGGCUGCCACUGAUGUUCUUGAAAUGGCUCGAAAUCGAUUUGAUAAAUUUUGGGGAAAGGGCCCAGAAAAUUAGAGCCUUAAAUUAAAUUUUUAUUAUUAACACGCGAUUGGUUAUUGCUCUAUAAGGAAAAUUAUAAAUAAACGUAAAAUUCAGGCUCACUUAUUCUUUUACCCAAUCGCAUUGAAAAUUGAAAUUUUUUAAUUUUUAGAAAUCAUUCCCUUAAAAAAAAAAAAAUUAAACGAUAAAGGGCUGGUUCCUUGAGCGAAAGGAGAUUUCUCUUUUAAUUUAUUCGCCUGCAUUUUCUAUUAUCGCUAUAUAACAAUAAAAAUUAAUUCGUAGAUCGAACUGUUAUUUAAUAAUUCGAAAAAUUUUUUUCGAUUUUUUUGUUUUUUUUGUAUCAAUUAGAAUUUUUUUUUUUCAAAAUUAUCGAAUAUUAGUGACGCCGAAAUCUUCCGACAGUUAUAAUAGUGAAUUUUUCACUCUCGCGAUAUACAUCAAGCUUAGAAUUUCUCAAAACUCUCAUUCUCAAAAUUCCCCACUGAAAAAAUAGAGCGCCCUUGAAAAAAAAAAAUAUUUCUCAAAUCUUUAAUUUAAAUACUUUUUUUUAUUAUUAUAUAGUUUUGGUUCGGUUCUUUUUUCAAAUUAAAAAAUCAAAUCGAAUUCUGAGAGUAGAGAGUGGAAUUAAUAAUAAAUAUUAGUGAUAUAUAAAAUAUAAAGUUCAAGAAGCCUUUGUAAGCUUCUCGUGCGUUUUAUAUGAAAAAAAAAAAAAGAUUUCAAAAAAAAAACUGGAUGUAUCAAAAUACGUGAUUGUAAACGAGUUGUAGAAUGUUUCAUACGAUGUUUUUUCGCUUAUAUUUGCUUCCUAAAUAAUGUAGUGACAUCCAGGGAAGAUUAAGAAGAAAAAAAAAAUCAGCACGUGUUAAUUGUUUGGUAUUUAUCAUUUAUAAUACCAAACAUAAUCGACACUCUAAUGUUGUUAAUCUACAUUAAAAAAAAAAAAAUAGAUAUGCAUUCAGCAAAAAAAUUUUGCUCUGAAAAAAAGAGAUGAAAAAAAAAAUAGCGGCACCCGUUUUUUGUCCGCAAAAAAGUGAUUCCUAGUGUUUUUAAUACAAUAUUUAGAAAAAAAAAAAAAAAAAAAUAUUGUCAACAUCGAUUUCUCGAAUUUUUCGCAAAGUUAUAAUUAAAACCACAUACUAUUCUAGUUUUGCAUCGCUUCUUCUCAUUCUAUAUCAGUUUCGCCAUAAAUUCUCAUUUUUCAAAUUUUAAAAAUUCAAAUGCAUCAAGCUUAAAAAACAAAAAAAGAAAAACAUUUUACAAAUUAAAUCCGCAUUUUUAAUAUAUUCGUCCAAAAUUUUCAUCAAAAAAAAAAAAUAAAUAAAUAAAUAACCGUGUGAUACCUUUUUCUCAUAUAAAUAAUAUUGCCUAAUAAAAAAGAAGAAAAAAAUAUUCCAAAGCAGAAUUUCAGAAAAAUAAAUCCCAUUUUCAUAUAGAAAAAAAAAAUAUGAAAAUUUAACAUAUAUAUAUAUAUAAUAAAUGAAAUUAUUAAAAUGCAGUUAUUCCUCAUUCCGUCGAUUUGAUACAAAAAAUCUCUGCUUAUUUUUUUGUGUGAAAUUUAUUAAUUUAGAAAUUACUGUUUUUAAAAUAUAUAUUAAACACGUUCGAUAUAACAAUUGGAAAAGCUCGUAUACACAAAAACAUAUAUACACACAAACAGAUUUGCCAUUUAUGCUGGAAAAAAAAUUUUGCCUGAAUUUUUUUAGUUGAAAAAAAAAAUUAUACAGCAAAAACAAAAAUAAAGGGGAAAAGAAACAGAAAAAAGCUUUUCUAUCUCACGCGCAUUUAAAAAAAAAAAAAAAAAAAAAAAAAAAAAAAAAAAACAUUUACAAUACACCACACUCCAUCCAAAAAUCCACGUCCAAAAGUCCACAAUAUUUACCAACUUUAGCGCAAGAGUACAUUUCGAACUUAUAUAAUGACUGACAUUCAUAGUUAAAAAAAAAAAAAAUUUGUGACUCGAGUAUUUGACGACGAUGGAUCAUGUAAUGAGAGGAUAAAACAAAAAAGCACUGAUAUUUUCUUUUUGAUAGCUAAAAAAGAAAAACAAUCAUCAAAAACGAAUGAUGUCACAAAAUCCAUUUUUCCAAUUUUUGUUUUUUAACGCCAAAGAGAAAAUAUCAACUACUGUCGGAAAUGAUUUUUCCGUCUCUAUUUUUUUUUCAUUAUCAACAAAAAAAAAAAAAAAAGAUAAAUUAAUUUAAUUACCAUCCAUUUUUUAUAUAAUUAUCCAAAUAAAAAUAAUUUCCCCCCCCCCUAAAAGAAAAUAAAAUUACUAAUUAAAAAUAAAUAAUUGACAAUCGAAGUUUUUAGAUCUCAAUAAAUAAUGUUAUUUAUAUUCAUAAAUUAUUUAUUAUUUUAUAAUUAGACAAAAAUUAAUUAUUAUAUUAUUGUCAAGACAGAAAUAAAAAAAAAAAAAAAUAGAGA
Messenger RNA from Leptopilina boulardi, 5852 nucleotides. Its product is annotated as nucleolar protein dao-5. NCBI's taxonomy places the organism in Eukaryota, Metazoa, Arthropoda, Insecta, Hymenoptera, Figitidae. Bases 600 to 3443 code for a protein of 947 amino acids. Gene Ontology annotation, molecular function: microtubule binding. Gene Ontology annotation, biological process: negative regulation of centriole replication. The record is from RefSeq and is a predicted model, not a curated record. The transcript has 18 exons.